GUUAUUCUGAGAAGCGCAAAGACAGAAAGGUCUGACUGACCCCUCGAGCGCAGUGUCUUGACUUGGGCGCGCGAGCUCGUACACGAAAGAGGCGGGUCGCUUGCCGUUCGCUAAGGAGCAUGCGCUAAAUCAAAAGGCGGAAGAGCGCGAAGGCUCGGCCGGAGUCACGUGACACACAGCGUUGCCUGUUUUGCUCAGCUCCAGCUCAGUUUCGACUCGGAUAUUUUCUCACAGACGUCGUUAACUUAACGGAUUAUCCGAACUGAAAUCUACACCGCUAAUGACGCUUGAAGUCGUGGGAGCGCAGCCCGUGCAGACAAGAUACAGGAGCGGCAGUUUCUUGUAACCCAUUGAUGACAGCGACAGAGCAGACAUGAAUGUCAUGGAGAAAAUUACCGUAGAUAUUAAGGAGGAGGACUGUGAGUGGGAACAUGUGCACCAUGAGAAGGGGAGUGUGGACAUUAAAGAGGAGGAUUAUGAAGAGUUCACUGUGGGCAUUAAGGACGAGUCCGAGGAAAAGCCUUUCAUCAGUGAUAAUAUGCAGGGGCAUAAAAUUAUAAACCGAGUCAAGGAGGAAGACCCUCAGUCAGAGACCAUCUGUAAGUCUCUGUGUCAAGAUGGAAGUGUAAGUUCAUUGGCCUGCCCUCAGAGUAGCAACUGUCCUGUCCAGGAGAAUUCAGUGAGUGUCAAGUCUGAUACUUCUUUAGACACAAAGACCACUGAAGAAAUAUCAAGGAGGACACUGGAUGGUCUGCCAUCGUCUACAAAUCAGCCUGGAGAUGAUAUUAAAUCUAAUUGCAAAAGCAAUCCAUCAAAGCAUGUAAACCGAAAUUCACAUUGCUGUACUGAAUGUGGGAAGCAGUUUUCAAAAGAAGAAACUCUUAAGAGCCACCAAAGAAUUCAUAGUUCGGAGGGACCGUACCGCUGUUCUGAAUGUGGGAAACAGUUUUCGCACGGGUGGUAUCUUCAGAUCCACACAAGAAUCCAUACUGGAGAGAAGCCGUACGGCUGUUCUGAAUGUGGCAAAAAAUUCUCCCAAAAGAGCUCGCUUCAGGCCCACAUGAAAAUUCAUACUGGAGAGAAACCAUUUUGCUGUACUGAAUGUGGUAAAAGAUUUUCAUUCAGGCACAAUCUUCAGAACCACACAAGGACCCACACUGGAGAGAAACCGUUUGUCUGUUCAGAAUGUGGAAAGGAAUUUGCACGAAAGGGUGACCUUCAGGACCAUGCAAGAAUUCACACUGGGGAGAAACCGUAUUGCUGCUCAUACUGUGGCAAAGGGUUUGCACAGAAAGGUGAUCUCCGGAGCCACACGAGAAUUCACACUGGUGAAAAACCUUAUGUCUGCUCUGAAUGUGGCAAGCAAUUCUCCAAAUCAAGCUCGUUUCAUCAACACAAAAGAGUUCACACUGGAGAGAAGCCCUACUGCUGUCCACAGUGUGGCAAACAAUUUACCUACAAUUAUCGUCUUCAGACCCACUUAAGGGCUCACAGUGGAGAAAUGCCAUAUUCCUGUUCUGAAUGCGGGAAACGGUUCUCCUGCAGCAGCAGUCUUAAUGUUCACCAGAGAAUUCACACUGGAGAGAAGGCAUAUGCCUGUCAAGAAUGUGGCAAACAAUUCCUGAAAAAGGGCAAUCUGGACAGCCACGCAAAAAUUCAUACUGGAGAGAAGCCAUUCUGCUGUUCUGAAUGUGGAAAAGGAUUCACACGGAAGGUUGAUCUUCAGAACCAUGUAAGAAUUCAUACUGGUGAGAGGCCGUAUGGCUGUCCUGAAUGUGGGAAACAGUUCUCCACAAGCAGCACUCUUUACACUCACAAAAGAAUUCACACUGGAGAAAAACCGUACUCCUGUUCAGAGUGUGGGAAACGGUUCUCUCACAAGGGCAAUCUUCAAAGCCACAUGAGAGUUCACACCAAAUAAGACCACAGGAUUUUAACUCGCAGUGACUGAAUUUUAUAUUGGUAAAUAUAACAACUAGAGAUUCUGGAAGGAGAGAUUAAAUUAAGGAAUGCAGUAAGAGUGGAGAGAGGACAUUAAGGAGUUGAGGUGCCACCUUGCUUACCCCAGUUAUGGAAGCUGGAUUUUUUUCCCUUCAAAACAAUGCAAAAAAUCAGCUUUUUGAUACAUACCUUUUGAGAAUAAGGGGAAUAGUGCAACCUCAGAGUGAAUUCACCACUCAGCAAAACAGAAAUGGAAACAUUUUGGGGGGGAUAAUCAAAACGAGGACUCCCAAGUGUGACUCGGAUCAGUUCUAAAAAAUGUAAAUGUAUUGGAUAGUCCUCAAGAGACCUGAGCCCCUCCUUUCCUCUGGCCGAUGGGGUCUUUAUAAUCAAGUUGAAUUCUUUUCUGAUUGCAUGUUGCCCUUUGUCAAUUUUUUUAUGUUUCUUUUUUUGGGUGGGUUGAGUCAUGGAGAUUCAAUUCUUAAUCUUCAGGUUCAGGUAAAUUAUGAUGUAGGCGUCUAAAAUAUUUUGCAUGUCUUUUGUGAUGCCAGUAAGGAAGGCACCAUUAUAUUCACACUGCUAUAAAGAAAAGCCAAAUGUCAAAACGCAAUAUGUAAACCAAAACUCAAAGUCGAGAGUUCAGAUUUAUAAACCAGACACUCGUAACCUUUAUAACGUUGAUUUGGAUGCUUCCAGAAAGUGCUUGAUGCUGCCACCCCUCUGCAUAACAUCACAUGUCGUGCAUGUCUGAUUGUACUACCCAAGCAAAACGGUAACAACUGCUAACAAAAUAUCCAUCGAAUGGCAGUACUCACAGAAACUCAAGACUGAAUCAUGGAAAGAUGUGAAAAUAUCUUCAUCUUUUAAGAUUGAGUUGAAAUGAACAAAACAUAAAAGACUUUAAGUGUCCUCAAAGAAUAUAUGAAAAUAAUUACAGAAAUUAUUAUUCACAUCCAUUGCUAGAUUUCACAGAUUUUGCACAGCAUUUUUGCUGAAGGUUCACUUUCCUGUUUGUGAUCCUCGCUUCGAGUUAACCUACAGUUUUUCAUUUUUUUUAUUUUAUUCUCCAGCUCCCCCUGAGUGUUUUAUGCUUCGACUCCACUUAAAUUUCUCGAAUACAAGCGUUUAGCUCGGUCUUUGUUUACACCGUUUUCAUAUUUGCUGACAUUCCCUUUUGCCAGCAGGCAAUUCAGGGAGCUUGACUGGAACUAGAAAGUAGAUCUUAACUGUUUGUCCAGCAGAUUCUUUUUCGGAUACUUGUGAGUGACACAACACCUAUUCUUGGGUGAGUGACAUUUUUUAAUUCUUUCUUUUGUGUUGCAAAUGUUUGGCUAUGGUGCAACAUAGGAUGGACUACCUUGGUAAUAACUAAUAACUAGUCUCAUCUUACGAUCCCUUCCAUUACAAAGCUGCUUCUCUCUCAAACUUGUCAGAAAAUGGCCCAGGGUGAUGUCCGAGUCAAUGUACUCGUGGAAGAAGGGAAUAACAAAUGUGACGGCAAGUGUGAGUUUACACUGAAAAGGAAAAAUGGCUGAGAAAUACAUUUAGGGUCAGGAGAUGGAGGGGAAAGACCUCAUAAUUAUGAAUGAGGCAAAGUUCAAAACAGCAGGAAAACACUAACAAAGCUCAAAACGUUUUUUAUUUUAUUUUCUCUAAAAAUAAAUGGGGAUGUUUGGUGUAUUUUAUUCGUUUUUUGUAACUUCUGCAGAGUUUUUUUUUGCAAUUCUUUUAAAGCGAUCCAUCGGCUAGAACGUCCAGUAGUACAUCUCUGGGUCCGCGGUUCUUGAGGCCGAUCCUCCAAUUAGCUGUGAACCGCUCAGUCUCACUGAGGGUAGGGAAGGCUGCGGGGAUCUGUGGUAUCCGGGGUGAACUUGUCCAGACUGGUGGUACGACUGGCAUUGCAAGCAAUCUUUGGUUCCAUUUGGGAGACGGGCAUCAUCCCAACUGACUGGAUAACAGGACUUGUUGUCCCUAUCUGGAAAGAGAAGGGGGGUCACCUGGAUUGCAUGAACUACAGGGGGAUAACACUGCACUCAGGUCCACGGUAGGGUCGUGAGGACGUGAGUUUCUGGACCAGGCCAAGGGGAUGCCCACGUAACACCUGGCAGAUAGAUGGUCAUUUCUAGAGGGUGUGUCUGCCUGCCUUCGGGGGGUUGCCAGCUGGGACCCCGAGCUGUUUCGUAGUGUGGCAGCGUGCUGUAUCUGGGCAUGCUCCACAACCUGACCUUACCGGACCUAAGCACACCAAGUGGGGGUUUGAACUCAAGGAAUUUAAUUUUCUCUGUCCUUUUUUUUUUUAAUUACCCAUAGUGCCAUUUUGUGAUGUUCUCAUCUUCCAUUGCCUGUGUAAUUGUGCGAUGUGUGAUGUUAAUGCUUGGUAUACAGUUUCCUUAUUUGUUUUCUAGCUUAAGCGUUUUGAAUUGUGUCUAACAUUUUUAUCUCUGAUCUGUAACUCUAAUAUGAACCCCAAAUGGAUUAGGAUUUUUUUUUACUCUCUUUUUUUAAUCCCAUGACUCUAUAAUUUAAAAUUUGUGUUUUGAUGAGAUAGAACAAUGUAACCAUAAAUCAUGCCAAGAGUUCUUAAUUAGAAAUCCUUAACACUAACACCAGCCAAAAGCUGUAGCAGUAAGAUCUCACUCUGGAAUUAGGAUAUUGUUUUAAACUCCCAGUCUUGGACAACCUGGAAUCUGCAAUGCUAACAAGAAAAGACAGUUUGAAGUCUGGGUGGAGGGGCAGGAUCAAUGCAAAUUAAAGAACUAUUGGUUAAAGAACUAUUAUCUCUCUCUGUCAAUUUUCCAUGUCUCUGAUACACGAUAUUUGGUAUGGAAUUUGUUAAAGUGGUGCUAAUGCGCCAUCUGUUGGAAUGAAGAAUGCAUUUUAUUACUAUGCACAUUCCAAGAGAGUGCAUUAGCAAACUUGGGAGUUCAACCCAUCUUAGACGCGUAGCACACACAGCUAGUACGAAAGUUAAAGUUAGAAAGUUAAACGAAACAAAACGGCUUUAAAAUGAUACUGAAAGUAGAGAACUCCUGUACAUAAUUGCAUUCUCCAUUUUCCUAAUUAACAGAAACUUGGAAAAAGACAAGAAUCAAAUGUGAAAUCAAAUAAAGAAAAUCUUGUCAAAAAUAGUAAGAGGAGUGAUCUUAAUUGUGACAUUAGGCCACUUUAACCGUCAGCGUCACUUCAGUUUGUUCUGGAAAGAAGGCCAUUUAAUAAAAGUGAAGCCGUGUGUUGUGUUGUUCAGGGCCUGCACCUCUAAAAUGGCAUCGAUCUGCAAAU
This is a messenger RNA of Polypterus senegalus (gray bichir), 5220 nucleotides long. Its product is annotated as gastrula zinc finger protein XlCGF57.1-like. Bases 374 to 1921 code for a protein of 515 amino acids. Gene Ontology annotation, molecular function: DNA-binding transcription factor activity; RNA polymerase II cis-regulatory region sequence-specific DNA binding. Gene Ontology annotation, biological process: regulation of transcription by RNA polymerase II. The record is from RefSeq and is a predicted model, not a curated record. NCBI's taxonomy places the organism in Eukaryota, Metazoa, Chordata, Cladistia, Polypteriformes, Polypteridae. The transcript has 3 exons.